CUUUGCUAUCGCUACUUCAACGAGCGGCACUGCGGUGCGAGCUGACCCGGAGUCAGAAGAAUCGUGGUUGAUGUGCGACGGAGACUAUUAUGGACAACGUCGAGCUGAUCUGGGAACAGUUAGGUGGCGAAACAUGCCGUAGGACUGGCCGCUAUUACGAAGUGCGUUCGUUUUGACUCUCGUGAGGACACCAUGAGAUGACAUCCGGCUGAAAGAAGAGAAAACUCAAAGUUGCCUUGCAUUUUUGUCUCACACAAGGAAAGUUCAUUGUGACCGUUACUGAGUUGGCCAGCAUUAGGACUCAACCCGCGACUAUCUCGGGCCGAGUCCCGUGGGCCAAGUGGCACCGCACUUCCGGGAUGGCCGAGUGAGCAAAUCCGACGUUUCGUCAAGUCGACCCGAGCGGCUGCAAAUACGGGACGAGGCUGGAAUUUGAGAGGCAGACACCGCGAGGCGGCCAUGGUCCAACAUGUGAGAUGAUCGCGGGGAGGCCCGAGGCCGCCGACAUCGACAUCGACAUGAUGCUGGCCCGGAGCUCGCACGCGCGAGGCCGAGCCAGGGUGACGCACGCCGUCAUCGUCAUCUUCCUAGAGUUCUUCGCCUGGGGGCUGCUGACCACGCCCAUGCUGACGGUUCUACACGAAACGUUUCCGCAGCAUACGUUCUUGAUGAACGGACUCGUGCAAGGCGUCAAGGGCUUCCUGUCGUUCCUGUCGGCGCCCGUGAUCGGCGCCCUGUCCGACAUCUGGGGGAGGAAGUGUUUCCUCCUGAUGACGGUGUUCUUCACGUGCGCGCCCAUCCCCUUCAUGAGGAUCAGCCCCUGGUGGUACUUUGCUCUGAUCUCCGUGUCGGGAAUCUUCGCCGUGACGUUCUCCGUGAUCUUCGCGUACGUGGCCGACAUCACGGACGAGCGUCAGAGGAGCACGGCGUACGGCCUGGUGUCGGCGACGUUCGCCGCCAGCCUGGUGACGAGCCCCGCCAUCGGGGCGUACCUGUCGGCGCGCUACGGAGACAGCCUGGUGGUGCUGGUCGCCACGGUGAUCUCGGUGGCCGACAUCACCUUCGUCUUUUUCGUGGUGCCCGAGUCGCUGCCCGACAAGAUGCGGCUGACCAGCUGGGGCUUCCCGCUCUCCUGGGAGCAGGCGGACCCGUUUGCCUCGCUGCGUCGGGUGGGCAGAGACUCCACCGUCAUGCUCAUCUGCGUCACCGUCUUCCUGUCCUACCUGCCCGAGGCGGGACAGUACUCCAGCUUCUUCCUCUACCUCAGACAGGUGAUCGACUUUUCUCCCGCCGCCAUUGCCGCCUUCAUCGCCAUGGUGGGCAUCCUGUCUAUCAUCGCACAGACUUUUGUUCUGAGCGUGCUGAUGCGGACGUUGGGCAACAAGAAGACGGUCCUGCUGGGUCUGACCUUCCAGCUCCUGCAGCUGGCCUGGUACGCCUUCGGUUCCGAACCCUGGAUGAUGUGGGCGGCGGGCACGGUGGCGGCCAUGUCGUCCAUCACCUUCCCGGCCGUCUCGGCGCUGGUUUCGCGCAGCGCCGCCCCGGACCAGCAAGGUGUGGUCCAGGGCAUGAUCACGGGCAUUCGGGGCCUGUGCAACGGUUUGGGCCCCGCGCUCUACGGGUUCAUCUUCUUCCUCUUCAACGUGGAGCUCAGCGACGUCCGGUCUGCACAAGGGCCCGACACGCAACACAUUCAGAAGUCGAGUGUUCCCGGGCCGCCGUUCCUGUUCGGCGCCUGCGCCGUGGUCUUUGCACUCAUUGUUGCCGCCUUCAUCCCAGAGCGGCCGCCGGCCGACGGCGACGUCGCGACGUGCUCGGACAGGAAGUCCGGCGGCGCGGGCGGGCUAAUCGCCGCGCGGGCCCAGGACGCCAGCCCGCCGGCCACACCCGCCAGCGACGCCGACGACAUCGAGCCGCUCCUACAGGACAGCAGCAUGUGAUUGGCCGAGGGGCCGCCCCAUCACAACGAAAUGUGCCAAUUUUAUUUUAUUUCUUUACAUAUCUAAGAGGUCCAAACGCCAUG
Messenger RNA from Phycodurus eques (leafy seadragon), 2023 nucleotides. It is a transcript of the gene slc71a2b, whose product is annotated as major facilitator superfamily domain containing 14Bb. Lineage: Eukaryota; Metazoa; Chordata; Actinopteri; Syngnathiformes; Syngnathidae. Bases 477 to 1940 code for a protein of 487 amino acids. Gene Ontology annotation, cellular component: membrane. The record is from RefSeq and is a predicted model, not a curated record. Gene Ontology annotation, biological process: transmembrane transport. The transcript has 12 exons. Gene Ontology annotation, molecular function: transmembrane transporter activity.